Telopea speciosissima is the source of this 977-nucleotide messenger RNA. RefSeq names its product bax inhibitor 1-like. Gene Ontology annotation, cellular component: membrane. Lineage: Eukaryota; Viridiplantae; Streptophyta; Magnoliopsida; Proteales; Proteaceae. The transcript is spliced from 6 exons. The coding region runs from base 81 to 827 and encodes 248 amino acids. The record is from RefSeq and is a predicted model, not a curated record.
UUUCACGGAUUUCUUCUUGGCUGGUCUUCUAAGCAUUCCUGAGAUCUUGUUCUUGUAAAUUUCGUCUCGAUCCUUGAAGAAUGGAAACGUUCUCGUCGUUUUUUCAGUCUCAAUCGACCUUUCGAAGCGGAUGGAGAUAUGAAUCUCUUAAGAAUUUCAGGCAGAUUUCUCCUGUCGUUCAGAAUCAUCUCAAACUGGUUUAUCUCUCACUAGGAUGCGCUCUAAUAGCUUCGGCUGUAGGAGUCUAUCUGCAUCUUUUAUGGAACAUCGGUGGCUUAUUUACUACUUUGGCAUGCAUGGGAAGCAUUGUAUGGCUACUUUCCACUCCUCCAUAUGAAGAGAGGAAGAGGGUAGCUCUCUUAAUGGCAGCGGCCACUUUUGAAGGAGCUUCAAUAGGUCCUCUGAUUGACUUGGUUAUUGAUAUGGAUCCAAGCAUCCUGAUUAGCGGCUUUGUUGGGACUGCUAUCGCCUUUGGGUGUUUUUCUGCAGCUGCAAUGUUGGCAAAGCGUAGAGAGUAUCUUUACUUGGGAGGCCUGUUGUCCUCUGGCCUUUCCAUCCUCUUUUGGUUGCAUUUUGCAUCCUCCAUCUUUGGAGGCUCCACCGCACUCUUUGGGUUUGAGCUAUAUUUUGGACUGUUACUCUUUGUCGGGUACAUUGUGGUGGACACCCAAGAGAUAAUUGAGAGGGCGCACCUUGGGGAUCUUGAUUAUGUUAAACACUCGUUGACACUUUUCACUGAUUUUGCUGCGGUCUUCGUUCGAAUUCUCAUAAUCAUGUUGAAGAAUGCAGCUGAGAAGGACGAGAAGAAGAGGAAACGAAGGAGUUAAAAGCUGACUUAAGUUUAGCUUGUUUUGGAGGCACGAGAGAACUGCAUAUGUGGUGAUUUGCCUAUUAGUUGUAGAAUUGUUCACAAAAUGAAGUCUCCAACAUGAUUGCAGUUUCAAGUCCUUCAAUAGCAGGACAUGGUGGUUGAUAUA